Rosa rugosa (rugosa rose) is the source of this 1529-nucleotide messenger RNA. RefSeq names its product eukaryotic translation initiation factor 4G-like. The transcript has 3 exons. Bases 6 to 1310 code for a protein of 434 amino acids. The record is from RefSeq and is a predicted model, not a curated record. Gene Ontology annotation, cellular component: eukaryotic translation initiation factor 4F complex. NCBI's taxonomy places the organism in Eukaryota, Viridiplantae, Streptophyta, Magnoliopsida, Rosales, Rosaceae. Gene Ontology annotation, molecular function: mRNA binding; translation initiation factor activity.
UUGGUAUGUUGAAGGAUACAAUUGAUCUGCGCAAGAAUAAAUGGCAGCAGAGGGGGAAAGUUGAAGGACCAAAAAAAAUUGAGGAAGUGCACAGAGAUGCUGCACAAGAGCGACAGGCACAAGCUAGUAGGCUGGGCCGUGGUCCAGGUAUGAAUCCAUCAGCUAGAAGGGGGGCCCCCAUGGAAUUUAGUCCAAGAGGGUCGACUAUGUUAUCUCCAUCAAAUGCACAAAUGGGUGGUGUCCGUGGGAUGCCCACUCCGGCUUGUGGUUUUGGAAGUCAGGAUGCCCGUGCAGAUGUCCGUGUAGAUGAAAGACAUUCUUAUGAGGGUAGGACCUUGUCAGCCUUGACACAAAGACCUAUGGGUGAUGAUUCCAUUACUUUGGGUCCCCAGGGUGGUCUUGCCAGAGGACCACCUUCAAUGUCAGCUGCUCUCCCUGAGAUAUCUCCUAAUCCUGGAGACUCCAGGAGGAUGGCAGCUGGUUUGAAUGGUUUUAGUUCCCUCUCAGAGCGGGGAACUUACAACCCUAGGGAGGAUCUAAUGCCAAGAUUUGUGCCGCCCGAUAGAUUUGGAGGUCCAGCUGCUUAUGAUCAGUCAAGUGCCCCAGAGCGUAAUAUAAAUUUUGGUGGUAGGGACCCAAGGAGUUCAGAUCGUAGUUUCGAAAGAUCUCUGACUACACCAUCCACACGUACACAGGGGGCAGCUUUAACUCAAAAUGUUCCUUCAGAAAAGUCGGAAGAACAUCUUAGAGAUAUGUCGUUGGGAGUAAUUAAGGAAUUUUACAGUGCCCGAGACGAGAAGGAAGUUGCUCUAUGCAUCAAAGACUUGAACUCACCAAGCUUCCAUCCAACAAUGAUAUCUCUUUGGGUCACAGACUCUUUUGAGAGGAAGGACGGAGAGAGAGAUCUCUUCGCAAAGCUUCUAGUUAAUCUUACCAAGUCCCAGGAUGGAACUUUGAGUCAGUCCCAGCUCAUCAAAGGGUUUGAAACUGUUCUCUCCACCUUGGAGGAUGCCGUGAAUGAUGCCCCUAGAGCACCAGAGUUUCUUGCCCGGAUAUUUGCGAAAGGCAUUUUAGAAAAUGUAGUUUCGUUGAAUCAGAUUGGGCAAUUAAUACAUGAAGGUGGAGAGGAGCCAGGACGACUUCUGGAAGUUGGGCUUGCAGGCAAUGUUCUCGGAAAUAUCUUGGAGAUUAUCAAAUCAGAGAAAGGAGAGAGUGUUCUCAAUGAGAUUCGUACAUCCUCCAACUUGCGGUUGGAGAAUUUCCGGCCUCCAGAUCCUCUCAAAUCAAGGACACUAGAGAAAUUUCUUUAGACAUAGUGAUGCUCAUUGUAAUCGUUAGGAAAGAAAAAAAAAAAAUUCAUGGCCAGUGCUCUUAGGGUGCGUAAUGAAUUUGCAGAAAAUAUUUUUCCAGGUGGGUGGUGGGAAAUUUACGUAUGGGGUUUAUAGUUAUCAUUCUCCAUGUUUCAAUGUUAUUUGUUAAAACAUUACUGCAGUUAUGGAAGGUUCAAUUGAGCAUCAUUUUUUAAUCUC